Sinocyclocheilus rhinocerous is the source of this 741-nucleotide messenger RNA. RefSeq names its product ras-related protein Rab-11B-like. The transcript is spliced from 4 exons. The record is from RefSeq and is a predicted model, not a curated record. The coding region runs from base 202 to 741 and encodes 179 amino acids. Gene Ontology annotation, molecular function: GTP binding; GTPase activity. Lineage: Eukaryota; Metazoa; Chordata; Actinopteri; Cypriniformes; Cyprinidae.
CUCCUCCCCUAAUGCAGACCGAGCAGAUCGCUCUUCCUGCGGUGUGACAGCAGCAGCUGCAGCAGCAUCGGCGGCGGCACUGGCGCAUUGUGUGUCUUUAAUAGUAAUUUGAUUCUUUUCUUCUCACACUGAGUUAUUAAUACAUCAUCAUCUGAUUUCCCUCCUUCUGGACGGACUGCAGGACGGAGCGGCUUCUCUACAAUGGCCAACAGAGAUGAUGAAUACGAUUUCUUGUUCAAAGUUGUUCUCAUCGGAGAUUCGGGCGUCGGGAAGAGUAACCUGCUGUCGCGUUUCACACGGAACGAGUUCAAUCUGGAGAGCAAGAGCACGAUAGGAGUGGAGUUCGCCACCAGGAGCAUCCAGGUGGACGGCAAGACGAUCAAAGCGCAGAUCUGGGAUACGGCAGGGCAGGAGCGGUACAGGGCCAUCACCUCUGCGUAUUAUCGUGGCGCGGUCGGCGCGCUGCUGGUGUACGACAUCGCCAAACAUCUGACCUAUGAGAACGUGGAGCGCUGGCUGAAAGAGCUGCGAGAUCACGCCGACAACAACAUCGUCAUCAUGCUGGUGGGGAACAAGAGCGACCUGCGCCACCUGAGAGCCGUUCCCACCGACGAGGCGCGCGCUUUCGCAGAGAAAAAUAACCUGUCAUUCAUCGAGACGUCCGCUCUGGAUUCGUCUAACGUGGAGGAGGCCUUCAAGAACAUCCUAACAGGUACAGACCCAAAUGAACCAUCAUUCUAG